This is a messenger RNA of Xiphophorus maculatus (southern platyfish), 2328 nucleotides long. It is a transcript of the gene klhl40b, whose product is annotated as kelch like family member 40. The coding region runs from base 184 to 2022 and encodes 612 amino acids. Gene Ontology annotation, molecular function: protein binding. The record is from RefSeq and is a predicted model, not a curated record. The transcript is spliced from 6 exons. Lineage: Eukaryota; Metazoa; Chordata; Actinopteri; Cyprinodontiformes; Poeciliidae.
AAUAACCCUCCAGUUGGAGCUCAGUUGAAGGGUCAUGACAGCUGAGAAAGCGAGCCGUCCCAGGAUUCAGGCGGUGAGCAGGGUCGCUGUUCAUCUAAAGCCACUCUGGACUGGAAAGCCAAAUUCUGUGCAAUAAAGAGGAUCCGAUUCUACUUUAUCUGUGUCAUCUUAAAGACUUCUCAGAUGGCUGUGCCUAUAAAUCCCAUGGAUGAGCCCAGGGUGUACCAGCAGACUCUCCUCCAGGAUGGCCUGUAUGAUUUGCUGGAGAACGACAAGCUGGUGGACUGCGUCCUGAAGAUCAAAGACAAGGAGUUUCCUUGUCACCGCCUGGUGCUGUGUGCCUGCAGCUCAUACUUCCGGUCCAUUUUUUUGUCUGACCUGGAUGAAAGCAAAAAGAGAGAAAUCGUGCUGGAGGACGUUGAGCCCGGUGUCAUCGGUCUGAUCCUCAAGUACCUGUACACCUCCAAGAUCAAUGUCACAGAGCAGAACGUCCAGGACAUCUUUGCCGUUGCCAACAUGUACCAGAUUCCUUCAAUUUUCACUGUUUGUGUGUCUUUCUUACAAAAGCGCCUCAGCCUCAGCAAUUGCCUGGCUAUCUUCAGGCUCGGUUUGAUGCUGGACUGCCCCAGGCUGGCUGUCUCCGCCCGGAACUAUGCCUGCGAGCGUUUCCAGCUCAUCUCCAAAGACGAAGACUUCCUCCAGCUUAACGCGACCGAGGUGGCAGCCAUUUUGACGAAUGACAACUUGAACGUGGAGACGGAGGAGGUUGUUUUCGAGGCUCUGAUGCGAUGGGUGUGCCGGGACACCGAGAGCAGAGAGAAAGAACUCCCAGAUUUGCUGGACUGCGUUCGUUUGCGUCUUGUCACAGACGAUUACCUGAAAGAAAAGGUGGAGAAACACCAACUCAUCUCUGCUAAUCCAGAGCUUCAUCUGAAGCUGAAGCUGGUCAAGGACGCUCGAGGAGGGAAAAUGCCGGAGAUUAAAAAAAGCAAAAAGGAAGAGGGAGGGGCAGCGAAAGAUGGAGAAACUGAAGACAAAGAGGAUGAAGAAAAUCUUCUACCGGCUAUUCUAAAUGACAACCUGCGAUUUGGGAUGUUUGUCAAGGACCUAAUACUGAUGGUGAACGACACCGGCACUGUGGGGUACGACCCGUCAGGCAACGACUGCUUCAUGGCGUCGGUUUCCACGCAAGUUCCCAAGAACCAUGUCAGCCUGGUCACCAAGGAGAACCAGAUCUUUGUGAUUGGAGGAUUAUUUGUUGAUGAAGAGAACAAGGAGGACCCUCUGUGCUCCUACUUCCUGCAGUAUGAUCCUGUCAGUACCGACUGGCUCGGGAUGCCUCCCCUCCCGACUCCAAGGUUCUUGUUUGGGAUGGCCGAAGGUGAGAACUCCAUCUUCGUUCUGGGAGGGAAGGAACUGAAAGAUAAGGAGGGCACACUGGACACGGUUUUGGUCUAUGACAGGCAAUCGUUCAAAUGGGGUGAGUCCGAGUCAAUUCCUUACCCAGUUUAUGGACAUUCAGCCGUAUCACACAAAGAUGUUGUGUAUGUGAUAGGAGGAAAGGGAGACAACAAGAACUGCCUGAAGAGGAUGUGUUCAUAUGAUGUCAAGAGGUUUGAAUGGAAAGAGCUUGCUCCAAUGAAGACGGCACGCUCCUUAUUCGGAGCCACUCUUCAUCAAGACAAAAUAUAUGUAGCAGGAGGCGUGACCGACGACGGCCUGACAGACACAGUGGAGGUGUACGGCAUCGCUACCAAUACGUGGUCAGAUUUCGAGCCAUUUCCUCAGGAGCGAAGCUCUCUAAGUCUUGUCUCUUUGGCUGGUUCUCUCUACGCUGUGGGAGGUUUUGCCAUGAUGCCUUUAGAAGACAGCGAUGAAAUCCUUCCCAAAGAGACGAAUGACAUUUGGAGGUAUAAUGAGACGGAGAGGAAGUGGAACGGGAUUCUCAGAGAAAUUCAGUAUGCCUCUGGGGCCACAGUACUGGGGGUCCGCUUGAACACCCUGCGUCUCACCAAGAUGUGAAGCUCUGCACACUUCCUGUAUCUCAAUGAAAAUUGACUUGGAAAUAAUUGCACCAUUUUUACACUUUUCCAGGGCACAUUAAUUAUCAAAGACAUUAGGAUUUAAUGAAAGAUUGGUAAUAACAUGUUCAUUUGAUUUUCACACAGAGUUGGGGCUUUUCUAAUUAGCACUGUGGUAUAAAAAUGAUUUUUUUUUCUGCAAUAAGAUUUUUGUAUGCGUUUCUGCAAGUAAUGGAUGGUGAUUUGAACAUUUAUAUCUACAGAAUCUACAUUCUUUCACUGAACUGAAUAAAAAUUAUGAAACCAA